AUGGUGAAUCUCAAGAAAGGUCCUACUCACGCUGACGAUGUUGCCAUUGCUCAGGCUGAGGCACCUGAACUUGAGAGGGUUGUUUGGCACAAAGAUCCAGGCUUGAGGAAGCUGUAUUUCUAUGCCGCGAUUAUCUGUAUCGCCUCCGCGACCACUGGUUACGAUGGAUCUAUGUUGAACAACAUCCGUAUCCUGCCUCAAUGGACAGAAUACUUCAACGACCCUCAAGGCUCCAACCUGGGCCUCUUGACUGCGCUUUACAGUAUUGGAUCCAUUGCAAGCUUGCCAGUCGUACCCUUUGUCGCUGACCGCUUCGGCCGCAAGAUUGCUAUCAUUGCGGGCUGCAUCAUCAUGAUCAUCGCCGCGGCCAUCCAGGGUGCUUCACAGAACCUUGCAAUGUUCAAAGGCGGACGAUUCCUGAUGGGUUUCGGCAACAGCAUGGCUCAGCUGUCCUCUCCUCUGCUGUUGACCGAACUCGUGCACCCCCAACACAGAGGUCGUAUCACCGCCAUCUACAACUGUCUCUGGAACUUGGGUGCCAUCAUCAACACGUGGCUGUCAUUCGGAACAAAGCAAAUCGGCUCUGAAUGGUCAUGGCGAAUCCCCACCAUUAUCCAAGGUGCACCCUCAGUCAUCCAGAUCAUCUUCAUCUGGUGGAUCCCCGAAUCCCCCAGAUGGUUGAUCUCGAGAGAUCGAGGCGAUGAGGCUCUUGCGGUACUUUCCAAGUAUCAUGCCAACGGCAACAGCGCCCAUCCCACCGUCCAAUUCGAAUACGCCGAGAUCAAAGAGACCCUCCGUUUGGAGUUUAUCGCGAAGAGGACGUCAAGCUAUUUGGACUUCCUCAAGACCAAGGGCAACCGAUACCGAUUCCUCCUGGUCGCCUCCCUGGGUCUCUUCUCGCAAUGGUCUGGAAACGGCCUGAUCUCGUACUACUCUACCGACAUCUACAAGUCCAUUGGAAUCACCAACGCGAACACCCAACUCGAGCUCAAUGGCGGCAUGGUUAUCAUGUCGCUGAUCGUAUCAUGCACGUGCGCCUUACUCUGCGAUCGGGUUGGUCGACGACCACUUUUCCUCGCCGCAACACUGGGCAUGCUUCUCUGCUUCAUCAUCUGGACCAUCUGCUCGGCCAUCUACCAAGAUACCGGCAACAAGGCUGCCGGCCAAGCAGUCAUUGCAUUCAUCUGGAUCUUCAACUUCUCGUACGCCUUGGCCUGGUCGGGAUUGCUGGUCGCCUACACCGUGGAAAUCAUGCCAUUCAAGAUCCGCGCCAAGGGGUUGAUGAUUAUGAACUUCUGGGUCCAGGUCGCGCUGGUCAUCAACCAGUACGUGAAUCCCUUGGGUUUCAAGCAUCUGCAGCCCAACUGGAAGCUGUACACCAUCUAUACUUGCUGGAUUGGCUUCGAGCUCGUUUUCGUCUACUUCCUGUAUGUUGAGACCAAGGGACCUACACUUGAGGAGAUCGCCAAGAUCUUUGACGGUGAGAACGCUGAGGUUGGUCACGUCGAUUUCGACAAGACUGCUAUCGUGUCGGGCAUGGAGAAGAAUGAAAGUUCUGUCGAGCACCGCGCGGUUGUCUAG
Messenger RNA from Cladophialophora yegresii CBS 114405, 1581 nucleotides. RefSeq lists its product as uncharacterized. Lineage: Eukaryota; Fungi; Ascomycota; Eurotiomycetes; Chaetothyriales; Herpotrichiellaceae. The record is from RefSeq and is a predicted model, not a curated record. Gene Ontology annotation, biological process: carbohydrate transport; transmembrane transport. The coding region runs from base 1 to 1581 and encodes 526 amino acids. The transcript has 4 exons. Gene Ontology annotation, cellular component: membrane. Gene Ontology annotation, molecular function: carbohydrate:proton symporter activity.